AUGCCGUCACAAUUACUUGACCGGUCGCAAUUCGACUCAAUUCCUGACACAAUCAAGGCCUUCCGAGAUGGCGAGUUCAUAGUCGUGCUUGACGACCCAGGGCGGGAGAACGAGGCCGAUCUGAUCAUGGCGGCCGAGGACAUCACGACGGAGCAGAUGGCCUUCAUGGUCCGGCACUCGUCGGGCUACAUCUGCGCGCCGCUCACGCCGCAGCGCACCGAGCAGCUCGACCUUCCCCAGAUGGUCGCGCACAACGAGGACCCGCGCAUGACCGCCUACUGCGUCUCCGUUGACGCCUCCGACGACGCCGUGACCACCGGCAUCAGCGCCCACGAUCGUGCCCUCACCUGCCGCAUGCUGGCCAACGACCAGGCCGUCCCCGACAGCUUCCGCCGCCCCGGCCACGUGCUGCCGCUGCGCGCGAGGCCCGGCGGCGUCCGCCAGCGCAGAGGCCAUACGGAGGCGGCGGUCGACUUCUGCCGGCUGGCGGGCAAGAAACCCGCCAGUGUGAUCUGCGAGCUGGUGGACGAUGGCGCCGAGGUGGAGGGCCAGGCUGUUCUGAGGAACGGUGGGAUGCUGAGGGGUGAGGGCUGCAUAGCCUUUGCGCGCAAGUGGGGCUUGAAGGUGUGCACAAUCGAGGACCUAGUCAUUCACCUAGAGAAGACAGAGGGAAAGCUGCCUACCAAUGGCUCAUCGUGA
Molecule: messenger RNA, 699 nt
Organism: Phaeoacremonium minimum UCRPA7
Lineage: Eukaryota; Fungi; Ascomycota; Sordariomycetes; Togniniales; Togniniaceae
Product: putative -dihydroxy-2-butanone 4-phosphate synthase protein
Exons: 2
Coding region: 1-699 (232 amino acids)
Biological process (GO): riboflavin biosynthetic process; aerobic respiration
Cellular component (GO): mitochondrial intermembrane space; cytosol
Molecular function (GO): 3,4-dihydroxy-2-butanone-4-phosphate synthase activity
Source: RefSeq, a predicted model, not a curated record